UAUUAAUAAAGUGGUGGCAAUUUUAUUUUUAAAUGGCUUGAAUGCAAGCUGAGUGCAUAUAAAUAAGCAGCACCUUCAUGUGAUGUUAACCAAAGUGAGGUGAAGCAGUUGAACUUACAUUGUCUGUGUUGUAGCUGACGGAGGUGAGUGUGUAGGGCUUGUGGUGCACAGGCGAGCGUGUAUGCGUGUUUGGUCGCCAGCCGUCUUCACAACAAUUGGGGCAGCUUGAAAUUUAUUACUGUAAGGCUGGCAUAGACAUGGCAUCAAUAGCAGCCUCGCAUGAGCCAGGUAUAAACCCGGGCUCCAUACCGCUGGCUGAUGCUUUAGUCCCCGCUAGCAUCUUCGCUCCGGACCGGGGAGGAUGCGGGGACGAUGCCGGGGACGAGUGCUUCGAUGACGGGGACAUGAUCAACGGCGAGCCCGAGGACCGCGGGGUUGACUUCACCAACAAGCUGGCACUUGUUAGCCCAAACGGAGAGCAGUAUGACUCGUUACUUCGCCAGUUACGGGACAGGAUGGAAGAGGGGUGCGGAGAGACCAUCUAUGUGGUUGGGAUGGGCUCAGAUGGUGGUGACUGGGGUCUGGAUGAGAAGGACAUGGAGGCCUCAGUAGCCACGGUGCGCUCCAUGUGUGAGCAAGUGGAUGCUGACCUUAUUACGCUCCGGGAGCGCAAUGAGGCUGCUGGUUUGGUACGCGACUAUCUGAUCCGCAGACGUGUGGGUGAGCUGGACUUCCUGGAGGUCAGGGUUGCAGUUGUGGGUAACGUCGAUGCCGGUAAGAGCACUCUGCUGGGAGUGUUAACGCACGGAGAAUUGGACAAUGGCAGGGGCUUUGCCCGCCAGAAGCUCUUCAGACACAAACACGAGAUGGAGAGUGGGAGGACCAGCAGCGUGGGCAACGAUAUCCUGGGGUUCGACCAGGAGGGACAGGUGGUGAACAAACCAGACAGUCAUGGAGGAAGCCUGGACUGGACCAAAAUCUGUGAGAAGUCCUCCAAGGUCAUUACCUUCAUAGACCUGGCUGGACAUGAGAAAUACCUCAAGACCACUGUGUUUGGGAUGACUGGACACCUGCCUGACUUCUGCAUGCUCAUGGUGGGCAGUAAUGCUGGUAUUGUAGGGAUGACCAAAGAGCACCUGGGCCUGGCCUUAGCCUUGAAUGUGCCUGUGUUUGUAGUGGUAACCAAGAUAGACAUGUGUCCAGCCAACAUCCUGCAAGAGACAUUAAAGCUGCUCCAGAGGUUACUGAAGUCCCCUGGCUGUAGGAAGAUCCCUGUCCUGGUACAGAACAAGGAUGACGUCAUAGUCACGGCUUCAAACUUCAGUUCGGAGAGGAUGUGUCCCAUCUUUCAGAUCUCCAAUGUGACUGGAGAGAACAUGGACCUGCUCAAGAUGUUUCUCAACCUGCUCUCCUCCAGGACCUCCUAUAGAGACGACCAGCCCGCUGAGUUCCAGAUAGAUGACACCUACUCUGUACCGGGAGUUGGAACAGUCGUAUCAGGGACUACUUUACGUGGACUUAUACGUUUGAAUGAUACGAUGCUGCUGGGGCCGGACCCCUUGGGCAGCUUCAUCCCCAUCGCUGUCAAAUCAAUCCAUCGCAAAAGAAUGCCUGUGAAGGAGGUUAGAGGCGGCCAGACUGCAUCAUUUGCUCUCAAAAAGAUCAAGCGCUCGUCCAUAAGGAAAGGCAUGGUGAUGGUUUCUCCAAGGUUGUGCCCACAGGCCACUUGGGAGUUUGAGGCUGAGAUCCUGGUUCUGCAUCAUCCCACUACGAUAUCCCCCAGAUACCAGGCCAUGGUCCACUGUGGCAGCAUAAGGCAGACAGCCACCAUCUUGUCUAUGAACAGAGACUGCUUACGGACAGGGGACAAGGCUUCAGUCCACUUCCGCUUCAUCAAAACCCCCGAGUACCUGCACUGUGACCAGAGGCUGGUGUUCAGGGAGGGACGCACCAAGGCUGUGGGCACCAUCACUAAGCUGUUGCAAUCCACCAACAAUUUGCCGUCAAACUCGAAACCUCCACAAAUCAAAAUGCAGUCCACAAAGAAGGCACCGCUGCGAAAAGAGGACGGCACAACAGCAGCCGGCGAUGACGCAGCAACGAUAGCACAGACAGCGGGCCCGAACACGACACAACCGGGAGAGGGAGAGGAAGACCCUCAGAUAAAGGAGGGCAACAAAGAGAACAAGCCAAAGUCUGGGGGAGGUGGAAGGAGAAGGGGUGGCCAGAGGCACAAAGGAAAAGGCCAGAACAACAGCACCAACUCCACAGCAGCUCCCUCCUCAGCAGGAAUAGGAGGCUGCUGAACUGCCCCUCUCAUCCCUUGUGAACCUCCCUCUCUGCUAUCGCUCCACCAAGUGUCUUCAUUCCAUUAACCAUGAAGGAUGCAGACGUUCGGAGCAAGACACUCUCCUCAGUCUUAUUACUCCUUGCCUUUCUACACCAGGUCCUAUAGUUUUUAUUUUUAAAGGGAACACAAAGGGGUAUGCCUGAACCUAAAGGUGUACACCCUUCAUGCAUUUUAACGUCAGCUGCCUUUACUGUCUUGAAUGGUUUGGGUGACGGAGAGCAGUGUGGUUUUUGAGAUUAGCCUCACUCAGGAUGAUGAUUUAUUUAAUUUUAUCCAUAUUUUAUGUCUGUAUAAUACACAGUUCAGUCCUCUGGCUGGAUGUCAGUGGCAGGGAGGGAGGCUUAAACUGAAAACAAGGGUCCAUUACCAAUACGAGCAGCUAUACGUGAAACUCCCCCUCCCCAUGCAUUCCCUGUGUAUUUGCAAUGAAAAACAGUUCAUGUACUAUUUAUACUGCAUAUGUAAAUUAGCUGUUAGUUGUGCUCUGAUUGGACUGAUGCCAUUGUACAAAAAUGUAUGCAAAUCAUAAAUGAAUGUAGCAGAAGGCACAUAGUGAUUUUAAAUUCUACAUAUGGAAAAUAUAAGCUGUUGCAUUUCUUUUUUAUAAUUGUCAGUUAUUUAUUUGGCAUACAUGCAAAAGGUUCACUCUUGGAUGUCUUUUAAUCUACUCUCACCUGCACUCUUAGACUCAGUAGUAUCUAUCAUGCUUCUACCGUCAGUCAGCCAUGUUACAAACCUUAUACAAAUAGUGGUAGUACAAACAAAUACAGCACAUCAUCUCGUCACUCCAAUAGUUGCUCAUAAUUAUAAAGACAUGCAGUACUUGCAGUGCUACUUGUAACUCUAGUACCCCAUGCGUUAUGGCCUGUCGCUGUUAACAUGUUGUGACAUUUUGAACACACUUUGCCGCUGAAAAACUGACCAUUAAUAAACAGGCUUUACUGAACUUUUCAACAGUGUCUCUUUGUCUAUGUGUGCAUUUUUCUUAAAUUAUAUAUUAAACAUCUUAAAAGGAAUACUUCACUGGCAUAAUGACCAUUUGUAUAUCAGUUUCCAUGAGUUACCUUUGGAUUGAACGGGACUGUGUUUAACAGCAAAACUAUAUAAAAACAUCAAUUUACAAACUCACACAACUCGUGCAGUAUAAUCCAAGUCUCAUUCAUCCAGUCGUACGCUCAAAGGUUCCCAAACACGUGUUUUCAUCAGAAGAUUAUGAUUUAAAACACACCAGUACAGACAGUCUCAUGCACAGCCAAGUAGUGUGCUCAGGUAUGCUCAGGGCGUGCAACUCGUAUGUGGGAGUGUUUGAAAUUGUGAGGUUUUAGCAGAAAUGUAUGUCUUUGGGAAAUACUGAGCAUAUGACUGGAUAGAUGAGAUUUUGAUAACACUGCACGAGGUGUACCAGGGUUUGUAAAUGAAUGUUUUGACACAGUUUUUUCUGUUGUUAAACGUGGUCCCCAAUGACUUAGAUUCACGAAGAAUGCUUUCCUUUUUUUGGAUUCUCCGUUCAAGGUGGAGGCAUGCGUUCACUUCACAAAUUGAAAUGAACAAGCAAAUGUAACUGAUACACAAAUGGUCAUUUUACGGGUGAAAUAUUUGUAAAAAUUAUAAAAAAAAAUACUAUUUAUACUAAAUACUAUACUAUGUAUUUUAUUUGUAAGGAGUGAAGAAAAUAUCUUAAAAUAAUUUAACAAGAGAGUGGAUGGUUUGUAUUUUGUUUAUCGUGUUCUUUUUCUCCAAUAUACUGUAACUCACUUAAGCUUAAAGAGUGUUGUUGAGUAGUCUUUGUCUCAUCAGUGUCACAUUACAGAUGCAAAGCAGCAACUAUUAACCAGAUUGUCUUUGAGUAGACAGCAGAAUAUACUUGUGUAUUUCAAUUGUGAUUUUUUACAAUCAUUACAAAGUGAUUUACACAGACUACACCAGCUACCAUCAUGUAAGACCAAGUUGAUUGCGUUUCCUGCACAUGGUUACAGUUAACAAUGGAAGUCCAAAAAGAUUCUCAGCUGAAAUUACAGGACAGUUUGAAGUGUAACACCUGCAAGAUCUGAUUAGCUUGGCAGUCAUAUCCUAUACAAUGAAAUAUUUGCCAUCAGAAAAGUAUAUUUUGUGAUGCGCAGGAAAAUGUUUCACAACUUAAAUUAGCAUAUUAACCUUCUCAAGUCCUCAAUUACAGUCUACCAUUAUCAAGAAUGGUCGACAGUUUGAAUAAAUAAACAGACAAUGCUGUGUUUUGUCAUGUAUUUGCAGCUUAAAGUCAGAACUAAAGGUCAGUUUGGAAAUCAGUUACAGGUCAGAAUAUGUUGAAUCGUUUUAACUCUCCAGGGCACAUUUAGUCACAAGCAAAGUGUUUACUUUAUAUACAAAAACAUUACAAAUAUGUAACAUUUAUUUACUAUAGAUUGUAACACAAAAAGUAUUUAUCUGCGUCAUUUACAUUAUGUCAUACAAGUGCAGACUGUUUACUACCAGUGUUUAGGUAGCACACAAAGCCAUGGUCUUGUAUCACAAUUUGAAAAGGCUUUACUCGGCAUGUGCAACAUCAGUGUUUAAUGAAAUAUCUUGUGGAGUUCAUGAUAAUGAGGUAAGUAGCAUUCCUCUCAAAAAAUAAUUUGUAACUUUACAGCUCCGUUUUC
Molecule: messenger RNA, 4986 nt
Organism: Epinephelus fuscoguttatus (brown-marbled grouper)
Lineage: Eukaryota; Metazoa; Chordata; Actinopteri; Perciformes; Serranidae
Gene: gtpbp1
Product: GTP binding protein 1
Exons: 14
Coding region: 258-2306 (682 amino acids)
Biological process (GO): translational elongation
Molecular function (GO): translation elongation factor activity; GTPase activity; GTP binding
Source: RefSeq, a predicted model, not a curated record